AUGCUUCGCGGCCUCGUGAUCUACCACGAGGAGCAAGAGAGGGCUGCGGCUCCCGUUCCUUAUCCAUGGGCGGUCUUCCUCGGGGACCCCUACAAGAAGCACGGAGGCAGCGCCGACAACGCUGCUGUCGCCGACAUCGAGCUUCUUGGUGCAUGGAACGGCGUGGCUGCCGUCGGCUCACACCGCCACUACAUUGCGCGGGUCCAAGGGCAGCCGCUGAACAUUGGAGUUUUUGUGGAUGAAACCUAUGACAUCGGUCGCAUCGAGGACGUCCACUUCAACCCUUGGUACAGCGACGCUCACCCCUUUGUGUGGCAUCAGACCACUCAUGGCCGAGCGUUCGUGAUGGGCCGAUCUGACUGGGAGUACGUCUUCAACACCUUCGCAUUCGGCUAUGCCAUCGGCUACCACUUCAUCGAGCGGGCGACGGGCUCGAUGAAUGGCAACUUCCUGGGCAUCGGCCAGGACCUCGCCACCAACGCCUCGAUUCAAGUGGACCAGUCUCAGCCGUUUGGCAUCCUGAUCACCAACGGCGAAUUCACCGCUUUCUGUGACGGGAAGGGCUUCAGCCCGCCAUCGUGCAAAGAUCCAGCCCAGCUGGUGGUCAGCGCCCAGAACAAUGGAGCGGUCAAGCUGGUCAAUUCGGCGUUCUGGGGCCCAACGGCUCAGAUUGCGAAAGUCGACGGCAAGGGCACUGUGACCUUCUCUCAAUGCCACUUUGAUUCCUGGGACAACUACAUACACAACGGGACGCGAGUUCAUAGUGGCACGGCCGCGAUUCAGCAGUUUGGCGGCACGCUCAUUGUGACCCAGUCAGAGUUCACGAUGGGCGCCAAUCAGGACAAGCCCCACGCGCCUGGUCACUUUUGGGUGGGGCCCCGAGCCAAAAAGACGAUCAUCAGCGAGAAUAUCAUCACAGGCACCCUCGCUGUGGUUAAUGAAGGCAAGGGGAAGACCAUCAUCGCGAACAACGCCGAUGACAGUCCCUGA
Emiliania huxleyi CCMP1516 is the source of this 990-nucleotide messenger RNA. RefSeq lists its product as hypothetical. The record is from RefSeq and is a predicted model, not a curated record. The coding region runs from base 1 to 990 and encodes 329 amino acids. The transcript has a single exon. Lineage: Eukaryota; Haptophyta; Isochrysidales; Noelaerhabdaceae.